GUAUCUCAAGUUUCGGUUUCUGUCUCUGUCUUCCCAUGCAAGUACGGUCGGUGCCCUGGCAGAGCUGAGAGGAGGACUCAGAGGUGGCAAAUCGUGAACUAGAAAUUGAAAGCAAAAGCAGAGAGGGGAAAAAAAAAAUAAAAACCCGAAUAUGGACUGAAAAAUUGUUUUUAUCCUAACUCUACAGUGAUUCUUCAAAGACGUAACCACCUUCCAACUAGCAGCUCAAGUGGGUAACGCGGAAGUUCUCGAUAGCCUACGUUUUGUGAAUUCUUGCAGGCAAUGGGGUGUGUUGGCAGCAGUGAGAAAAGGACUGAUUGGACUCCACUGGAGGAGAGGAGCGUCACAGACAUACCAUGGCUCAUCAUUUUUAUUUUCUUUUGCAUUGGCAUGGCCAUAAUAACUGGAUUCUCUGUUGCCAUGGGUGGUACAUCGAGACUGGUGAAGGGAUAUGACAGCUAUGGGAACAUAUGUGGGCAGAACAACAGCAAGAUUUUAGACAUUCCUCAAAAUGGAGGAGAUUUCACACAGAGAAAGUUUGUGUUCUUCCUGGACCCCUGCAAGAUCGACCUUAUCAACAGGAAGAUUAAGUCAAUAGCACUGUGUGUAUCAAAAUGCCCAGAUGAGGAACUGAAAACCCUUGAGGAUGUCAGAAAGUUUGCAAUUGUCAAUGGGUCGAAACUUUGUAGAUAUGACAUAGAGCACUCCUCUUACCCCAGCCAUCGUGACAAAGCAACCGCCUGUCCAAAACUGCCUGUAAAGGCCAGUAAGGUUCGGCUCAACCGCUGUGUUCCAGCUGAUGCCAGCUGCUACGCCCAGUUUGCUCAGGCCAUACUAGACUCCAUCAGUGAGAAUGUGUUCCAGAAGAUUGUCGCCGGCAUUAUGGCCUCAAAGGAGAUCAUCUUUGGACUCUGCAUUCUGUCAAUAGUUCUCUCUGGGAUUCUUAUGGUGGUGAUCAGAUACAUCUCUGCCGUACUGGUGGCGAUUCUCACAGUGCUCGUGGUCUUGGGCUCCUUCGCUGGCACUGGUGUCUUGUGGUGGUUGUAUGUAGACCUUAAGAAGUCCACUAACUCCACCUCACCUGUUCAACAAGCGAUAGCUCACGACAACACCCAAGGGCUCCUUGCCUACGCCAUCACAGCCACAGUGUUUACGGUGAUUCUCCUGCUGUUGAUUUUCUUCCUGAGGAAGCGAGUGGCUCUUACCAUUGCCUUGUUCCAUGUGGCAGGAAACGUCUUCAUUCAUAUGCCUUUGCUAGCCUUGCAGCCAGUGUGGACAUGUAUGUCCCUCCUGCUUUUUUGGGUGUGUUGGCUCGGAGUGCUCCUGUCUCUUGGAACCUCAGGAAGCCCUGUGUUGAAUCCAGAGACACAAGUGGUGGAGUUCAAGCUGGCUGAACCACUGCAGUACAUGGUAUGGUACCAUGCCGUGGGCCUCAUCUGGAUCAGUGAGUUCAUCCUAGCCUGCCAGCAGAUGACUGUGGCUGGCGCUGUGGUCACCUACUACUUCACCAGGAACAAGUCUCAGCUGCCCGUGACGCCAAUCCUGUCCUCAGUGCUAAGGUUGGCACGCUACCACUUGGGCACCGUGGCCAAAGGAGCCUUCAUCAUCACUUUGGUGGAGAUCCCACGCAUCAUCCUCACCUACAUCCACACCCAGCUCAAAGGGAAAGAAAAUGCUUGUGCGCGCUGUAUGGUCAAAGCAUGCAUAUGCUGUCUGUGGUGUCUUAAGAAGUGCCUUCAGUACUUGAACCAAAACGCAUAUACAGCCACUGCCAUCAACAGUACGAGUUUCUGCUCAUCUGCCCGAGAUGCAUUUCUUAUCCUUGUGGAGAACGUUGUUCGUGUGGCUGCCAUUAACACUGUGGGGGACUUCAUUCUCUUCCUUGGAAAGGUGCUGGUUGUGUCAUGCACAGCGUUUGUGGGUGUCCUUACUCUGAGGUACCAGCAAGAAUACACCGUGUGGGUAGUACCCGUAAUUAUUGCCUGUCUGUUUGCCUACUUGGUGGCCCACUGCUUCCUGUCGGUCUAUGAGAUGGUGGUGGAUGUGCUCUUCCUCUGCUUUGCCAUCGACUCCAAGUACAACGACGGGAGUCGCGGGAAAGAGUACUACAUGGACAAGUCUCUCAUGGAGUUUGUAGAGAAUAGCCGAAAGGCAAUGGAGCGGGAUGCCUCUGGUGGCAGCAAAGAACUGACACCUCUUGGCAGGUAGCGGUAGGUCUGGCUGGACCUGAUGAAGCGAAUGACACCGCAACACGCCUCACAACUCGCCUUGAUGCCAUUUUCUAAUGCCACAUGCACCAUUUGAAACAGUCAUAGUGUGUUGCAUUCUAAGCAAUGUGGUCACUGUAAUUUUCUAAUGUCAUAUUCAGCCAUUAAUGUCCUGAAACCGUCAUUGUGUGUUGCAUCUCAAGCAAUAUGAUCACUGACAUUUUCUAAUGUGAAAUGCAGCCUAUAAUGUCUUGAAACAGUAAUAGUGUGUUGCAUUCGAAGUGAAAUGGCCUUAACUUUGUAUUCAUUUUUUUAUCAGUUGUUAUUAAAAGCUAUUGCUUAUAUUUUAAAACA
Molecule: messenger RNA, 2561 nt
Organism: Sardina pilchardus (European sardine)
Lineage: Eukaryota; Metazoa; Chordata; Actinopteri; Clupeiformes; Clupeidae
Gene: slc44a1a
Product: solute carrier family 44 member 1a
Exons: 16
Coding region: 283-2208 (641 amino acids)
Biological process (GO): transmembrane transport
Molecular function (GO): transmembrane transporter activity
Source: RefSeq, a predicted model, not a curated record